UUACCUAUUGAAGUUGGAUUCCUCAUAUCAAUGGGGACAAAAAACAGAGCAAGCACAAGGAGGAGAAAAGAAUACAGAAACAGGAAUAAAAGAUUUGGGUAAUGUUAAGCAAUGUUAGGUAAAACACUUUGUAUCUAAAGAGUGUAACUUAGCUUAAAUACAAUCUGCUACCAGUUCCAUUUUUCCCUCUAGCAGAUAUUUUUGAAUUUCAGUGCUUGUUUCAUUUGGUCUCCCCUAUGUUCCCUCUUUUUCUGGUCCCUUUUGUGGACAAUUAAAUGUAAUAAAAUGCCACAGAAAAGGACAAGCCAUGAGAUGGCAAGCCAACUAAACUCAUCUCUUUAGCAUACACUAAGCAAGUGUUGUGCUUAGAAUAAUGAUAAUCUAUCAAAUGUUUCUUUAGAAAGAAAUAAAAGAGUAUACUGCCAAUUGCCGGCUGGAAAUGUCUUACAUAUGAUGAUGUGUGUCUGUGCUAGGAGUAUUUUCAAUGCAGAACAUUGAAAAAGACGACAUAUUGCUCAAAAAGAAGACAGAACAAAAGUCACAGUUACCUGAAACUCUUAACUUAAUUACUUUAAAAUAUUAAGCCACUUUUCUUCAAUGUCCAAGCACUGCAAGACAAACUAUACAAUCAUGGAUUCCACUCUCUCACAUAACAGAAACCAGGCUCCUUCACUCUUCUUAUAUAUCCAACGCCUCUUUUUUUCAUUCCAUAUCAAAAGGGUAUCUUUCGAUUAUCUAUUUUUACAACUGUGGCAGAUUGCACACCUUCCUCUGAUAAGAUAUCAGGUGAUCCUUCCCUCUCUGAUUUUACUGAUAUUUCUUAAUUUUGGGUGUUUAGUUAUUGAACUUAUUUCUUGUUUUGUGUUUUUCUUUGUUUGGGUGGAAGGUGAAAUGGCUUCCUUGGAAAUUGGAAGUGGCAGUGACUAUAAGGUUCAUGUGUUCUCUUCAUCAUCAGAGUUGCUUGAAAAGCUGCACCAAAAGUGGAGUUUGGUGAAAAAGAAACCAUACCCAGCUAUGUAUUCCAGCAUUUUUGGAGGGAUCAUUCUUGAUCCUGCCAUGAUGGUAAUUCCGUUAGAUGAUCACAUGGUUCAUCGAGGGCAUGGUGUGUUUGAUACAGCAAUCAUUCUAGAUGGCUAUCUCUAUGAGCUGGAUGCCCAUUUAGAUCGCUUUCUUAGAUCAGCAGCAAAAGCAAGAAUCUCCUCUCCCUUUCCUCAGUCAACUCUUCGUAGUAUUCUUGUGCAAUUGACUGCAGCAUCACAGUGCAAGAAAGGAACUCUAAGAUACUGGUUGACUGCAGGUCCUGGUAAUUUCUUACUCUCUCCUGCUGGAUUGCCUACAUCUGCAUUCUACGCUGUAGUCAUUGAUGAUGACUUCUCCCAACGCAAAGAAGGGGUUAAAGUGAUAACUUCCACCACCCCUAUGAAAUCACCCCUAUUUGCUACAAUGAAGAACGUAAAUUACUUACCUAAUGUUCUUUCGGUAAUGGAAGCUGAAGACAAGGGUGCAUUUGCUUCUAUUUGGGUUGAUGAGGAAGGUUUUAUUGCUGAGGGUCCAAAUGUGAAUGUGGCUUUUAUAACCAAUGAUAAGGAGCUUAUUUUGCCUCAAUUUGAUAAGAUCCUAAGUGGAUGUACUGCAAAAAGGCUUCUUGAAUUAGCACCUAAGUUGGUUCAGCAGGGGUGUCUUAAAAGUGUGAAAACUGCCAAUCUUACUGUCGAGGAAGCCAAAAGUGCAGCUGAAAUGAUGUAUGUAGGAAGCACACUACCAAUAUUGCCAAUCAUCAUGUGGGAUGAACAGCCCAUUGGAGAUGGAAAAGUGGGAGAUUUGACAAUGGCACUCUCUGAUCUGCUUUGGCAUGAUAUGGUAGCAGGUCCUGAUACACAGAGGCUUUCUGUUCCAUAUAUUAACUGAUCCAAAUUUCACCAAGGGGACUAAAAGGGGAUCUUGCUGUUUGGCAUCGUAGUGUUUAUUAUUGCAGCUGCAUACUUGCAAGAGGACUUGAAUAAGAAGCUAAUAGCUUGCACUGCUGUUUGUGUUAUUUAGCAAGAUCAUCAUUCUGAUGACUCAUUAUUUGAUCGAGUAGAUGAUUGAUGCAUUACAUCCAUAGACUGACUCCUUCAUACCUAUAUAUGAUUACUAACAUACUAAAUGUUCACAGAUAUACAAGUACAUGUACACGUGCAUACAGGCAAACAUGGUAAAAUAUGAAACUUCUGUAACUCCAUGAUGCUGUAACGAAUAGCAACUAGCGGACGAAAUAAGCUAAUCUUCACUCAAAUUGAUUCUUCUUAUUUAUUGCAUAUUGAAGUAUGUC
This is a messenger RNA of Theobroma umbraticum, 2311 nucleotides long. Its product is annotated as D-amino-acid transaminase, chloroplastic-like. Gene Ontology annotation, molecular function: pyridoxal phosphate binding; 4-amino-4-deoxychorismate lyase activity. Lineage: Eukaryota; Viridiplantae; Streptophyta; Magnoliopsida; Malvales; Malvaceae. The record is from RefSeq and is a predicted model, not a curated record. Gene Ontology annotation, biological process: folic acid biosynthetic process.